AGCUCACUGCAACAUAUUUCUUCUUUCCGAAAAAGCACAUGCCAAUAUUAUUCCACAAUGGCGGACUUUCUGGAGUCUCUACAGCAGCAAUCCUGUAUUUUGUGAGUGCCACGUCAAAGUCUCCGUGAGAUUGCAUCAUGCUACCAGCAGCCAGAAUAGCCUUGACAUGGGUUGGGUCAUACGUCAUGGCAUUGCCAAGAUGCUCAAAGGCCUUCUGGUAGAAUCCACCCUAGUACAAAAGACAGAAACAAAGAAUGAUUCAUUUACUUAUCCAAGGUACAACAGCAGUCAUGAAAUACUUGAUGUCUUAAUUAAAAUGGGCAUUUCCACUUUAAGUGGUGCCGGCCUUAAGCUACCCGACCAGAAGAAUGAAUGCACACACACCCAUCAGUAUUAGAGUAUGACAACAUUUUCCCCACUUUUUGAUCUAUUAGACAUUGAUAUGAUCUAUAUAUGAUAAGGGAUAAGGAAUUCAAAACCCUCCAAUAAAAAGACCCGCAUUGUAUAGUAAGAACCCGAGUGUGUUACCUGCAUAUAAAGUAAACCUAGUGUUGUUAAAAGUUCAGGAUUCUCCGGUGAAAAUUCCACCGCACGUUUGAAUACAUCUACUGCCAUAUUGAUGUCAUCCUGCAUCAGAUAGAUCUUUCCAAGUGUUGUAAAUGAUAGAUCAUUACGGUUGAAUUGGAUGGCUUGUUUUAGGUACUCUUUUGCCUU
Molecule: messenger RNA, 714 nt
Organism: Owenia fusiformis
Lineage: Eukaryota; Metazoa; Annelida; Polychaeta; Sabellida; Oweniidae
Source: the annotation of a GenBank genome assembly